UCCGAUUAAUUUCGCAGCUGCAAGGAAACGAGUAAAAGUCCUUUCCGGGUAAAACGUCAAACUUGGCAGCCUGGCGUAUAUGUGCCACCAUUGGCUUCGCAUCCCUCUCUAGGUUCCGGAUCGCUGACACAGAGAAAGGGAGAAAUGGGCGUAGCAGUAGGCAUGGAUGCGCUGAGUGAGAGAGCGGCGAUGAUGAGAGAGUCAGUGCAGAAGAGCCAGACCAUCAGCGACAGCAUCGUCUCCAUUCUCGGCUCCUUCGACCACCGUCUCUCUGCCCUCGAAACUGCCAUGCGUCCCACUCAGAUUAGAACGCAUUCUAUUCGAAGAGCUCAUGAGAAUAUUGACAAGACUUUGAAGGCUGCCGAGGUUAUAUUGGCUCAAUUCGACCUUUAUCGUCAGGCAGAGGGUAAAGUACUCAGAGGGCCACAGGAGGACCUAGAAAGUUACUUGGAAUCUAUUGAUCAGCUAAGAAGCAAUAUUCGUUUUUUUAGCAGCAACAAAAGCUUCAAGAGUAAUGAUGGGGUGGUCAACCAUGCAAAUAAUUUACUUGCCAAGGCAAUUUCUAAGCUAGAAGAGGAGUUUAAGCAACUCUUAUCAUCUUACAGCAAACCUGUGGAGCCUGACCGUCUCUUUGAUGGUCUCCCCAACUCACUGCGACCCUCCUCAGGAUCUCCAGGAAACCAGGCUGACUCUAGCAUUAAGGCUCUGUCCAACAAUCAUUCUGAGCACCAGAACAGUAACUUAGAAACUGCUGUUUAUACACCUCCAACUCUUAUACCACCUAGGGUUCUGCCAUUGCUGCAUGAUUUAGCCCAACAAAUGGUUCAAGCGGGGCACCAACAGCAGUUACUGAAGAUUUACAGGGACACCCGUUCUUCAGUUUUUGAAGAAAGCCUCCGCAAAUUGGGUGUGGAAAAGCUUAGCAAAGAUGAUGUUCAGAAGAUGCAAUGGGAGGUUUUGGAGGCUAAGAUUGGGAAUUGGAUUCAUUUCAUGCGGAUUGCUGUUAAACUAUUGUUUGCUGGGGAACGAAAAGUUUGUGAUCAAAUAUUUCAAGGCUUUGAUUCACUCAGUGAUCAGUGUUUUGCUGAAGUUACUGCAAGUAGUGUUUCGGUGCUACUUAGUUUUGGUGAGGCUAUUGCUAGAAGCAAGAGAUCCCCAGAAAAAUUAUUUGUGCUUCUAGACAUGUAUGAGAUAAUGCGGGAACUUCACUCAGAGAUAGAAACAAUUUUCAAGGGCAAAGCUUGCACUGAAAUUAGAGAAUCUGCAUUGGGUUUGACAAAGCGGCUGGCCCAGACUGCUCAAGAAACCUUUGGUGAUUUUGAAGAAGCAGUUGAAAAAGAUGCAACAAAAACUGCUGUGUCUGAUGGAACUGUUCAUCCUUUGACAAGCUAUGUGAUCAACUAUGUGAAGUUUCUUUUUGACUAUCAAUCAACACUGAAGCAACUCUUUCAAGAAUUCGAAAACGAAAAAGAAACGACUUCUCAGUUAGCAUCAGUAACAAUGCGAAUAAUGCAUGCUCUUCAAACCAAUUUGGAUGGGAAAUCUAAGCAGUAUAAAGAUCCUGCUUUGACUCACUUAUUUCUUAUGAACAAUAUUCACUACAUGGUCCGAUCUGUGCGUAGGUCUGAAGCCAAAGAUUUAUUAGGGGAUGAUUGGGUGCAAAGACAUCGAAGGAUUGUGCAGCAGCAUGCAAAUCAGUACAAGAGGAAUGCCUGGGCAAAGAUUCUGCAGUGUCUCACCAUUCAAGCGCUGACCUCCUCUGGUGGGGGUAGUACAGUCGGUACUGAUGGUGGAAAUAGUAGUGGAGUUUCAAGGGCAAUGGUUAAAGACAGGUUCAAGACAUUUAAUAUGCAGUUUGAGGAGCUGCAUCAGAAACAAUCUCAGUGGACAGUUCCUGACACUGAGCUGCGAGAGUCUCUGAGGCUUGCAGUUGCUGAAGUGUUGUUACCAGCGUACAGAAAUUUCAUUAAACGUUUUGGGCCACUGGUUGAGAGUGGGAAGAAUCCCCAGAAGUACAUUCGAUUCACAGCAGAGGAUCUGGAACGGAUGCUGGGUGAAUUUUUUGAGGGUAGAACCUUGAAUGAAGCCAAGCGAUAAACUUGUAAACAAUGCGUGGAGUGAUGAGGGUGGUGAAUUAGUUAGGUACAUGAACAAAACUAUGUUGUGGCGGUGCCUUUUCUAAACUGUUUCUUAUGAGCAACAGUAUCUUCAUUUGUUUGUAUCCAGUAUCCGGUAUCCGGGGAGCUCUAGUAGCUUCUAUUCCCAUUUCCCAUGAAGGUGAUGCCACCUUCAAUCAGUGCCAUGGGCUGUAUGUAGUGUAGUGUUAACGGAGAGGGAAGAAUAAUGAAAGAAAGCAGGUGGCUGUAAAUGUGAAUGAUGAAUGAGCGACUCUUAGUUGUGUAUUAUUAGUGUGAGGUGGUGGUGAUGGUGGGCGAUUUGUGUUUUAUUGGAUGUAAAACUGGAUGAAUAUUCUGUCCUAGUUGUUGCUUGAUUACCAAAUUUUCAGUUGUUGAUGUAAAA
Molecule: messenger RNA, 2520 nt
Organism: Vitis vinifera (wine grape)
Lineage: Eukaryota; Viridiplantae; Streptophyta; Magnoliopsida; Vitales; Vitaceae
Product: exocyst complex component EXO70A1
Exons: 12
Coding region: 145-2097 (650 amino acids)
Biological process (GO): exocytosis
Cellular component (GO): exocyst
Molecular function (GO): phosphatidylinositol-4,5-bisphosphate binding
Source: RefSeq, a predicted model, not a curated record